AUGAUUUCCAUUAAACGUCGCAAUCAGCGAUCUCGCUUCUCAUGUUGGCAUCCAUUGUUACCAGCAUUCGAAGCUAAAAUUAUUUUUGCUGUACGAGCUCUCAUCGGAAUUGGAAGUUGUGCUGCGUUUACUCUCUCACCCGCCACGUCUAGUGCAAUUCAAGGUCAACUUCUGUUGAGUGUCGGCCUAAUUGUUUCAUUACAAAGUACUCUCGGUGCAACAAUUCAAACUGGCGUUCGUCUCUGUCUUGCCGGUGCUAUUGCUACUGCAUACUGUCUUCCAAUCGUCAAUUUUUUAGAUCGAAAUGUUUAUAAUGCUAUUGCAACUACCACUUUACUUGUUCUUCUCAUUGUUUAUACAGAUUUACCGGCGCAUGUUCGUCGUUUUACCAUUGUACCAACAUGUAUUAUUCUUCUUCAAUGGUAUGGCAAGUCUCAUAUUAAUACUGCAUUUGUUCUCCAAAUUUGGGCAUCACUUUCACUUGGUGGUGCCUUUGCCAUCGUUGUUUCAUGUAUUCCAAUACUUGUCCCACCGACAGCCUAUCGAGAAUUAACGAUGCGAAUGCGAUUCAUUGCUCGACAGACACGACGCGAAACGACAGCUAUUAUUUUACUCAUUUCACAAUAUCAUAAUAUUCAUUCGACGAAUAAUUACACAUAUGAGAUAAAUGAAAAGACAAAUACCAAUACAACCGAUGAUAUCGAAAUACCGACGAAUUCUUUUCGUGAAGAUGAUCUUUAUCAUCAUUCAAGUUCAUUCGAAGAUCUGAAAAAUGAUCAUUUACUUAAAGGUGACAUCAUCGAUUUACAUAAACUUGUCAAUGAUGAAUUACAACAGAUGCAACGGGCAGCAAAUGAAAUCUCAUAUGAACCAUAUUUUAUUUUGCUCAAAUUCUUGAAUCUCAUGCGACAAGGAUUAAGACGUAUUUCAUGUUUUACUAAAUGCAUUACAAAACCAUCGACACUUCAGACACGUUUACAAAUAUGGGUUACGGGAUUGCUAUCACUACAGCGGGUCAUUAGUGGAAUGUUGACAUUAGAUAAUCAUCAUAGCGGAUUAAUUGGCCAACGUCGAUUGAUUGAUGCUGUGUGCAGUCUACUUGAAUCAACAUUCAAUUUUUUGGAUGCUACACUCUCAUAUACAACUUCAUCGACUACUCCAUUCAAUACGGCUUAUACUAUCGCAUGUCGGUCUAAAGUUGAGCAAGCACUCGCACAUUUUUUCGAAACAUACAAACAAGUUCACGAGAACUCUCAUUAUUCGAAUAUUUCAAAUACGAAAUUAAUUCAACUCAAUACUUUUUUAUUACUUAUUCUACGACUUAUUCAUGUUGUUCUUACAGCUGCUGAAUCAUCCGAAACACCAGGUGCUCGUCUUGAUACGGAUCUAGAUUAUCAAUCAGUAUCUUUACCAUCACCAUCAUUGAAGUGGAAAAAAUCGUUUGAAGAUCUUGUUACAUACAUUGGAUUAGUACCAUCAUAUGGUAAAAUAAUACGUGCAGUGAAAACAAGUUUAAGUGUAUUCGUUUCGGCUGUUGUUGUCAUUUUCUUUCGUGAACGUUUACAAGCCUAUGGUUGGGUCUAUUGGGCACCGAUGACAACUGCACUUGUCUCAGAUUCAUCUGAAGGUAGUACUCUUCGAUUAUCAUUUCAACGAUUAAUGGGUGUUUUACUCGGUUCAACAUAUGCUUAUAUUAUUGUACUUAUUACUCACAAUCUUGUUAUGAUUGGUGUAUUUGUUUCGUUAUUUGUCGCACUCAUGGCUUAUGUUAAAACUGAUCCGAGUAAAUCUUAUUUUGCUAGUGUAUGUGCACAAUCGGCAUCGAUUAUAACAUUUUUAUCGAAUCAACAUGAUCUAAGUGCAUCGAAUAAGGCAACAUUAGCACGAACAAGUUUAACAUUCUUGGGUAUUUUUAUUCAUGUCAUUAUUUCGAAUUUGAUUAUGCCUAUUACAGCUCGAGCAUUGAUUAAGAAAAAGAUAUCUGUUAUGAUCACAGGUGUAUCCGAAGCACUUCAUGCAGCUACUGAUGAUUUUUGCUCGUUCGUAGACACAACAAAUGGUCUUUCACCAUCCACAGAUCAGGCUUCAUCCGAUCUAUUAAACACUCUUACUGAAACUGAAUGUAUUGUCGAUAGUUUUCCAGCAUUGUUAGAUGAAGCUCUCAAUGAACCUAAUCUUUGGAAACGUCCUUUCGUUGAAGUUAAAGAUCGAUACAAUGAAAUAAAUAAUUCUAUUCGUAAUAUUAUUCGCACAAUUCGAUUUGUUCGUCGUUGUACAACAAUACUCAAAGCCGAAUCUAAGUUACAUCUAGUACAAGAAGACAAUAUGACCGAAGACAUUGUUGCCGAUCCACAAGAGACAUACAAUACCUGGACUGCAAAUGAUCUACGUCGAUUACAAAAAGAUCUUGAUAUUCCAUUAACUAUCUUUAAGAUACCGGGUAAUCCCCAUUUAAAAUCGAAUAAUCUCAUCAGUGAUCAUCAUCAUCAUCAAUUAUCAAAUAGUUUACCAUCGAUUCCUAUACAAACUAGUACAAAGAAUACAAUUUCUUAUAAACCAGUGCUUGAACAUAUUCGUACACUUGAAAAAAAUAUACAACAAGUUCUUUCACUUGUCGAACAAUUACUUCGUAAUCAAGCAACAGUUGAUAUUGGUACUUAUCCAUUAGAAAAGAUGCUUCGUGAAGAUUCAUUUGACAGUCAAUUAGCUACCUGUGAAAAACGUCUUUCAUUUCAUCUAUUGCCACAAGUAGAACCGAUGAAAGUUCCAUCAAAAUACUAUUCGUUAUGUUCAUGUUAUACUAAUAAUAAUCAUAAACAACAGAAUAUUAAACGUUUACCUUCACUUCGUUAUGCAGUAGAUAAUAUGAUAACAUCACUUGUUCAAUUUCUCUAUGCAAAUAAUCGUUUUAUGCGUACACAAGAAAAGUCACAUCAAUCAAUUGGUGAUUUAUUUUCAUUUCAUACCCUAUCGUAUGCAUUUAAAAAUAUGGUCGAAGCAACAACUGAUCUGGCCAAGAGUGUACGACGUAUUAAACAUAUCGAUACACGAACAUUAACACGAUCGGAAAAAGAAGAACAGCAACAGCAACAGCAAACAGUUUGA
Molecule: messenger RNA, 3105 nt
Organism: Rotaria sp. Silwood1
Lineage: Eukaryota; Metazoa; Rotifera; Eurotatoria; Philodinida; Philodinidae
Source: the annotation of a GenBank genome assembly